Molecule: messenger RNA, 1917 nt
Organism: Cyprinodon variegatus (sheepshead minnow)
Lineage: Eukaryota; Metazoa; Chordata; Actinopteri; Cyprinodontiformes; Cyprinodontidae
Gene: c8b
Product: complement component 8, beta polypeptide
Exons: 12
Coding region: 138-1904 (588 amino acids)
Biological process (GO): immune response
Cellular component (GO): membrane attack complex
Molecular function (GO): protein binding
Source: RefSeq, a predicted model, not a curated record
GCCUACGGCAUUGAGCAUUCAGUUGAGUGUAAUGGUGGCUGUGAGUUCAUAUCGAGGCCAGUAUUGAUCAGUCUGUGUUUACAGAGCGAUCUGAACAGAGCUCUCCCCUCAGUGACAGUCGCUCAUAACACACAAUCAUGUUUUCUGUGAUGAUACAGCCAAGCAGACUCAGUUCCCACUGCUUCCUGCUCCCUGUUGCUCUCAGCUUGGUCUUGCUAAGUGAGUUUGCUAAAACCACAGCGAGCGAUGAGAGCUCCAGCGUCCGUGAAACCCGUUCAGUGGGUAUUCAGGCGGUAGUUCAACCAGUGGACUGUGUUCUAUCAGACUGGAGCCGUUGGUCCCGCUGUGACACCUGCACAAAGAAGAAAUACCGCUAUGCUAAACUGGAGCAGCCAUCUCAGUUCGGAGGAGAGCUAUGUUAUCUUCAUGGCAGGCAAGAGGAGUCCUGUGAGGUUUCAGCCCGCUACACCUGUGAUAAUAUUCCUCAUUGUGAGGGAUUCCUCUGCACACAAACAGGUCGAUGUAUCCACAGAACCCUGCAGUGUAAUGGAGAGGACGACUGUGGGGACAUGUCUGACGAGGCUGGCUGUCAGAGGGUUUCCAAGCCCUGCAGGGAGGAGGCUGAAGAGUACUGGGGAAUUGAAAAUCUGGCCAAAGGGAUAAAUGUCCUGAACAGCCACUUGGAAGGCAUUGUGUUGGAUAACAGAUACUAUGGAGGUGGCUGCCUGCCUCACUACAUUCAGGAUGUCCCAUUUAGGAAGCCAUUCAACUUGCAACAGUACACGUUACAGACAAGUGGGUCAUAUGAUUUUACCCUGCAGUCAUUUGAGUCGUACUCUGACUACAUGGCAUACACUCAUAGGGAACGGAUGACCCAAACUUCUAUCUCAAUUGGCUUCAGCAUUCCAGGUGUUUUCAGUUUUGGUUUUAACUACAAGGAUUCUAAGUUCUCCAAAUCAGUCAGCAAGAUUCGACGUGCCUCUGGAGUUAAAAACAGUUUCAUUAGAGCCAAAGCCGAGCUGGAGUUGGCCCAGUACAUCCUGAAGUCUGACGGGUUGGUACUUCACCCUGAGUUCCUACAGCGCCUUCGCUCCCUGCCACAGGCAUAUGUCUACGGAGAGUACAGACAGAUCUACAGAGAUUAUGGCACCCACUACAUCACUGAGGCUACCCUAGGAGGAGACUUUGAGCACACAAUCAUCCUGAACAAAGAGAAGCUAGAGAAGUCAGAUUAUAAUUUGGACCAGUAUAAGUCUUGUGUGCAGGCAGGCUUGCAUAUCGGGUUGACCAUUUACGAGGUUCCCUUUUCUCUUGGGGUGAAUGCUGGAUCCUGUAAAGGCUUACUGAAUGAGAUGGGAGAGGACACAAAGAAUGGGAUAAUGGUUGAAGAUUUUGUUGCCAUGGUGAGGGGUGGAAAUAGUGAAUCCAUCACUGCCCUGUUGUCUACGAAACUUCCCGGCCCACAGCUGAUGAGGCUCUGGGGUGAAAGCGUCCGCUUUAACCCAGACUUCAUUCGCAUGACAACCCGGCCACUGUAUGAACUGGUGACUUCCAGAGACUUCGUCCAUGGCGACAUCUUGAAGAGAAACUUGAAGAGAGCGCUGUCUGAGUACCUGACUGAGACCAGCUCCUGUCGCUGUUCUCCAUGUCGUAACAAUGGAGUGGCUGUUUUAAAAGGCACCAGAUGUGAGUGUGUGUGUCCUUCUGGCUAUAGUGGACGGAGCUGUGAGAUCACUUAUAACCCAAAAGAGCUGGGCAUCGAUGGCAGCUGGAGCUGUUGGGGAGCGUGGUCAUCUUGCAGCGGGGGGAGAAUGACCCGCAGUCGUCAGUGCAACAACCCGCCACCAAGCAGCAGUGGCCUCCAAUGCAUGGGCCUGCAGCAGGAGUCCACUGAGUGCUUUUAAAAUCACUAUUACU